CUCCGCGCAGUACCGAAUCGAAUCGAUGAAUGCAAAUAAGUGUUGGAAGAAAUAGAUUGUGAUUAAGCGUCGACGCUUCUGAGGAGAAUGGUAAUUUCAUGGCAAAGAGUAGAAGAGCUGAGGGGGCAGAUUCAAAGGAAACAGAGAAGCGGCAGAAUUUGGGGGGAAAAUUGGGGAGCAGCGACGGUGGCGGAGGAAAUAUGUUGAGCAGAUCGCGGAAUUCGGCGAAUGCAGCUUUAGGAGCGUAAAAUUGGUUGAAAUCAGGUGCGAAAUUUUGGUUGCAAGGAUUCCAAUUCGAGGAUCUGGAGCGUCAAAUCUAACCUCCUCUUCCGCUGGCUUCUCGCCGUUUCAUCACCUUGCUGAGAAAUCAAAUCUCUGUCGGUGUUCAAUUAGAAUUUGGUUUCUUCACAAACUGCAGCUGCUGUGUUGUUUCCGAUUGAAGAUUUUUCGAAUUGAGUGAGUUAUUUAGUAGUUGCGGUGGUCGGCGAUGGCUUCGGGAUCGCCGGCGAUUAAUAAGAUUGAGAGGGCGCACCAGAUGUAUUGAGAGGGCAAGUAUGCCGAAGCACUGGCGUAUUACACCGACGCGCUUUCCAUGGCCAAGACCACGCCGCAGAAGAUUGCGCUUCACAGCAACCGCGCCGCUUGUUAUCUCAAGCUCCACGACUUUAACAAGUACUACUUUGGGGGAAGGUAUGAUCUGGUGAAAUUUUGUAAGAUAGUCCAGGAAGCUGGCUUGUAUUUGAGUCUUCGGAUAGGUCCAUUCGUCGCAGCUGAAUGGAACUUCGGUGGUGUACCUGUUUGGCUGCACUAUGUGCCGGGGACUGUCUUUCGCACUGACAAUGAGCCUUUCAAGAGCUUCAAAGCAUCAGAAUAUGUCGUGUCAAACAAAAAAUCUCAACAUAUUCCACUCCUGAAUCUCACCAAAAUAUCCCAUUUGCGACCGGGAGCAAUGACACCACGCAUCUGAAGCACCAUCGGCCAGAAGCCAGAACAGACAGCCAAUGCUGUGUUUUCCCUUGUUAUUGGCAGGAAUUCCAAUAUACAUGGUGCUAAUGAGCCACGAGCUGGCCACGAUAUCUUCAUGUACAGGUACAUGUUACCUGACCACGAUAUCUUCAUGUACAGGUACAAUUUACUUCACUUUUAAUCAAACAAUCACUUUUUAAAUUCGCGAUCUACUAAUCCGAAUCGCAUAUAUCUAUAUUCAAUUAAUGAUCAUCUUAAUUUUUUUUCCAGAUGUUUCUUUUAUAUUUUAUUUUAAUGUUUGUGUUUAUUGAUAUUGUUUCUGCAGCCUAUAGAGUAGGCAACAACAAAUUAAUCAGGAUAAGUGAAAAGAUAAGUGUUCAUUUACGGCGUCGAAGAAGGAAGCCGCCACCACCACCGGCGAUAAGGUGACGUUCUCCAGCCGAAAUUAAUUUCAAAUGUGGAGUUCAUGUUUAAUUUUGCAUCCACAUGAUUCCUCAUUUUUUAUUUUGAUUUUGUGUUUGAGCAUUUUCAAUCGAUUGAUGAAAUUAUUGCUUGUGUGGUUAUGAUCUUAGAUACUCCUAACCAGUGAAUUAGGAAUUUUUCCCCUUUUCAGUUGCUUCUCCGAUUUUCUCAACCAUCGGAAGUUCUAAUAAAUAGCAAUGAUUUUCAAAUUUUAGUUUAGAGCUGAAAAUUCCUGCUGUUAUUUUGAAGAAAUUCCUGCUGAAUCACUCGAUCUUUGUGAUGCUGCUGAAUAAAUCGGCGCAGGAGUACGUGUACGAGCAGAAAGACUGUUAUUUUAAUACGAGUUGUUGACAUUUGAUAUUCUGACUAUUGAUAUGUGAAUUAUAAAUGUUACUCCCUCCGUCCACGAAUAGGAGUCUCAUUUCUUAUCGGUGCG
Salvia hispanica is the source of this 1864-nucleotide messenger RNA. The record is from RefSeq and is a predicted model, not a curated record. Lineage: Eukaryota; Viridiplantae; Streptophyta; Magnoliopsida; Lamiales; Lamiaceae.